This is a messenger RNA of Penaeus monodon (black tiger shrimp), 2188 nucleotides long. It is a transcript of the gene scf, whose product is annotated as calumenin-A-like. Lineage: Eukaryota; Metazoa; Arthropoda; Malacostraca; Decapoda; Penaeidae. The coding region runs from base 150 to 1118 and encodes 322 amino acids. The record is from RefSeq and is a predicted model, not a curated record. Gene Ontology annotation, cellular component: endoplasmic reticulum. Gene Ontology annotation, molecular function: calcium ion binding. The transcript has 7 exons.
CUCUGUGUGGUGAGUUGGAAGUAAACAGUCCGACUCUGGCGUCUGCUGGAAUUGGGAGUAACCAAGUAUAUAGUGUGUGGCCCUCAUUCUCUUGCCUCGUUUAUUUCGUCGUCGCUUUGCUGAUUUCCUGCAUCAGGAACGAGUCGGAAAUGAUAAUGGAGCGCUCUGUUGUCUUGUGCCUCUUGCUCGCCGCCGUCAUUGCGGCCAAACCUGCCGAUGAAGAAAAGAAGUCCAGAGUACAUACAGACAAGCUGAGUGACGAGGAGCACUACAUGAACGACGAACACAACUCUGACUACGACCACGAGGCCUUCCUGGGCGAGGACGAGGCCAGGACCUUCGACCAGCUCACUCCGGAGGAGAGCAAGGAGAGGCUCGGCAAAAUCGUCGACAAGAUUGACCUCAACCAUGACAAUUUCGUCACCGAAGAGGAACUGAAGCUGUGGAUUGACUACACACAGAAACGCUACAUUACCGAUGACGUGAAAAGACAGUGGAAUGCUAAUAACCCCGAGAAUACGGAGACGCUCCACUGGGCAGAUUACAAGACCAUGGUGUAUGGCUUUAUGGAUAAUAUGGACCCUGGGGAAUUGGACGAUGAAGAAGAAGGCAUGUCUUAUGCUGAGAUGCUGAAGAGGGACCAGCGGCGGUGGGAAGUUGCAGAUGAGGACAAUGAUAAUGCCCUCAGCCUUGAUGAGUUCACCAACUUCUUGCACCCAGAGGAGUCUGAGCGCAUGAGAGCAAUUGUUGUACAGGAAACAAUGGAAGAUAUUGACAAGGACAAAGAUGGCAAAAUUUCUCUGGAAGAAUAUAUUGGAGACAUGUACCAUGGAGAUGAUGACGAGUUUGAGCCAUCAUGGGUGAGCAACGAGAGAGAUCAAUUCCGCGAAUUCAGAGACAAGAACAAUGAUGGGUAUCUGGAUGAGGAAGAGGUCCAGGGUUGGAUCAUCCCACCAGACUACAAUCAUGCAGAUGCAGAAGCCAAGCACCUCAUUUAUGAAGCAGAUAAUGCUGAUAAAAUGCUUACCAAAGAAGAAAUCUUGAAUAAGUAUGAUGUAUUUGUGGGUUCGCAAGCAACAGACUUUGGUGAAGCUCUUGUCAGACAUGAUGAAUUUUAAAAACAGUAGUGUUGAUAAGACCAGUAGAAACAGUGAUUAAAUGUACAAACUUGGUUACACAAGAGCUUCUUGAAACAUUGCCAACCAAGUUAUAAAGAAAUUUGUUUGGUGAUUUGAGAGGCAAGUAUGUGGACUUCAUUCUUUGCAUACAAGAAUUUGAUUAUUUAUCCAAAGUAAAAAAUCCUUUUUAAAAGGGCUUGUGUAUAUUUUGAUGGGUUUCUUCGAUACUAUAAGCAGUAUUGAUGGCUUUUUAGCUGGAAUAUUUUCACAGGAAGACUGUGUGGAACACGCUCAUUUCUGGUUCCGCUUUUAAUUUGAGGGUUUGGACUCUGUAUGCUAUUCAAGCUAGCAUAGCAUUUUCAUUUCUUACUCAGAACAUUUUCAAUCAUAUUGAUAUUGCUAAUAACCCUCUAAGGAUGGAUAAUUACAGAUAUUCAGCAAGGAUUUAUUGAUACCAACAGGUAGCUAUGACUGGUAUAUAUCCUUACUGAAAAAUCAUUAAACAGUGAAACAAAUUACAUUUGCCACUGUUUGUCAAGAAUGUUUCAGUUGGUAGUGACUGUGAAUUUACCAAAAACGAAAGUUUAUAAUGUUGCUCCAAGAAAUUUAGAAUAUUUAACCAAUAUAUAUACACCAGUAGUUAUUCAGUAAUUGUAAAGGAAUUUCAUUCCACAAAAAAUAACCACUAAAUUAAUAAAGGGAUUAAAUAUCAUGUCCUGUAAGGGUUUAUCAGAUUUUUUUUUUUUUUGUAAUAAUUGCUUUAAUCUUAUUUAUUAGUCAUGGAAUUGUCACAAAUAUUUUUAAAAAAGGAACAAAUCCAUAUAUUGUUCAAAAUUUAUCAGUUACCAAAUAGCAUGAAAUGUUUCCAUUGUGUACCAAGCAAUUUCAUCAUCAUUUAUGAAAGUCAAAAUAUUUUUUUAGUACUUCAUCAAUAUCUCCUCCCUACCCUUGUUUUUUUUUCUUUUCUUACUUUCUCUAAUAUAAGAUAGAUAUUAUUGUCUUAAUUUCUUGUACUGCUUAAUACUCAUAAUAAAGAAUAUUUGUGAUGACAUCAUUCUGAAUCAACUGAA